Molecule: messenger RNA, 1763 nt
Organism: Papaver somniferum (opium poppy)
Lineage: Eukaryota; Viridiplantae; Streptophyta; Magnoliopsida; Ranunculales; Papaveraceae
Product: beta-glucuronosyltransferase GlcAT14A-like
Exons: 5
Coding region: 286-1587 (433 amino acids)
Cellular component (GO): membrane
Molecular function (GO): glucuronosyltransferase activity
Source: RefSeq, a predicted model, not a curated record
UUGUCUAUGUUAUCAUUUCUCUUCUGUACACUUUCCCUUUAAUAUUAAUAAUAUUGCUAUUUAUUAUAUGCCCUAAUGUUUAGUUUUGAUAUCAAUUAAGAAUUCUCAAUCUCACAAAAAGGAGCUGUUAGUAUUACUAAAGGCUGUGUCCAUUGAAGAUCAGAAAAUAAGGAUUUUCUCUCUGGAUUCUUUGGAAGUUUGGUUAUCUCUCUUUACAAAAUUGGAUUUCCGAGGAAUUAGUAUCUGGUAAACACACUACAUUGGUAUUGACUAAUUUGAAGAAGAAUGAGGAAAAAUGGGAAUUCUCAUUCAAUAAGACACUUCAGUGAUAGGAGAUGGCGUCUUCCAUUUUUUGCGAGUUUGCUUGUCUCGAUUACUCUAUUUUUUGCUGCGUAUUGUGGGAUAUUCUCGUCUACGAAUGGCGGAGACCUUGAUCUUAUUUCACUUGCUAGAACUGAAGAUUCUAGUGAGUAUUUCUUAGAAUCAGAUUUUAAGAAUUCUUAUGAAAAAUCCGGGGAUUCGAAAAUGGAAGCUCCAAGGAUAGCUUAUCUUAUUUCGGGGACAAAAGGAGAUAGUCAGAGAAUGAGGAGAACAUUGCAGGCGGUCUAUCAUCCAAGGAAUCAGUAUAUUUUACAUUUAGAUCUUGAAGCUCCACCUAGAGAACGGAUUGAUUUGACAAUGUCUAUUAAGGCUGAUCCUACUUUUCGUGAAUUGGAAAAUGUGCGGGUAAUGGCACAGUCGAAUUUGGUGACUUACAGGGGACCUACAAUGAUUGCUUCUACCCUUCAAGCUGCGGCAGUUCUAUUGAAGGAAGGUGCACAAUGGGAUUGGUUUAUAAAUCUCAGCGCGUCGGAUUAUCCUCUUGUUACACAGGAUGAUAUGCUUCAUGUGUUUUCUAAUUUGACAAGGAAUCUCAAUUUUAUUGAGCACACACAAAUCAUGGGGUGGAAAGUGAAUCAGAGAGCAAAACCAAUCAUCAUAGAUCCGGGUCUUUACUUAUCCAAGAAGACUGAUAUAUUUUGGACUACUCAACGCCGGUCACUUCCAACAGCUUUCAAGCUAUUUACCGGUUCUGCAUGGGUGAUGCUCACACGAUCAUUUCUCGAGUACUGUAUAUGGGGCUGGGAUAAUCUUCCACGAACUCUUCUAAUGUAUUACACCAACUUUGUAUCCUCCCCAGAAGGGUACUUUCACACUGUUAUCUGUAACACAGAAGAGUUCAAGCAUACAGCCAUAAGCCAUGACCUCCAUUACAUUGCUUGGGACACUCCUCCAAAACAACACCCUCGGGUCUUAACAAUAAAAGACUUCGACAACAUGGUGAAAAGCGGAGCUCCGUUUGCCAGGAAAUUCGCCAAGAAUGAUCCAGUUUUAGACAAGAUUGACCGAGAGAUCCUAGGUCGUUCAGAAGGGGGAUUUGUUCCUGGUGGUUGGUGCAUCGGCAAUGCGGAAGGUGAUGCUGAUCCAUGCUCUUUGAGAGGGAGUGAUUUGAUGUUUCGACCGGGCCCAGGUGCUGAAAGGCUACAAGGGUUGGUUCAGACUCUCUUGGUGGAAAAUACUGAGGACACGCGAUGUGUGUUCCAUUGAGAAUUGAUGUACAAAAACUUACCUCCAGAGCUUGUUAAUGGAUGCAAAUGCUGUUGAUGUAAAGUAUAAACACAGGCUAUAUCUGCUUUUGCACCAUUGUUUUGAAUUAACAGUUCAAAAUGGGAUUUUUGUUAUAGUCAUACUAACUGAGUUUAAUGGAAGGAGCUGUUGACAGA